AUGGAAGUCAUCCAGCAACACCCCGACCACUUCCAGAUGUCCGAACACAAUCCUAUUGUGCCGCUGAUAACCGUCACGCAGGAGCCCGUAGGACGUGUACUGCUGCUGCUCGAUACGCCUUCAGUUUCAGCUCCAGCUGGGACUUUAGUGAACUACACCCGCCUCGUCAAUGAUUUGGAGAGCUCACUGUUGUCCCCUGGUGGAGUGGAGGUUGGCAUGGCCUCCUACAGGACUGAUGGGUCUGGAGGAAUACAGAUCUACCUAACGCGCCCCUACGCCCCAGUCUUAUAUCACGGUGAGCUCUACGACUUCAUUCCCGAGCCUGAGUACCGCACCGAAGCCCCGGACUUGUCUCUCGUGUUGAACGAAUUGCUGAGCACCGCAGAGGUCUUCUUCCCGGGCACUCUAGUGGUGAUCCCUGUCAACCAGGAGCUCAUUGACUCUUCACAACUCAACAAAAUCAUUGCUGAGUCGUUGCACUCACGCCGCAUGAAGCCUCUACUCCUCUUCCCCGAGCGUGACCCUAAGUUGCUGCAGUGCGGGUCGUUCUUGCAGUAUUCAGGCGGUCAAGUCGUCACUAAUAACGUCACUAGUGGUGAUGACGUCAUGACGUCGGCCAUUGCUGUUCCUGAAGUCGAAAACUUCAUCGAAAACGGAUACAUAAACGAUCAUCCUAUUGUACGGGAAGACUCAGUGAGUGUCUCAGCUAGCAGCCCCUUCCAAGGCACGGUCUACUACCAGACCGACGUGGCGAAGACCCUCAUUGCAGUAGUGACGUCGACAGACUCUGUGGCAGACCUGACUAUCCAGUACAAAAAGUAUGGCACGUUCAGGGACUGCGAGAACUGCGAAAAGUCACAGAACUCGAUAAUGUACAAGAUCACGCCUGGUAACCCUGGUGCUUUCCCUGGUGAAGAGUGGAGCCUGAAAAUCCUGAACAAAGGCAGUACAGGCGUCGCUGUGCAGAUCACGUGGAGUGAACUCUACUAUGUCGGCAUGACUGAAGAGUUGGACAUUGUGGUCUGGACAUCUGAGGGGCGGGGGCCAAUUUCGCAAAUUAACGAAAAUCAAGAACUUGUUCUCUAUGCAUCAGUCCUCAACUACGGGAGGCAGGUGCUGGGGUCGCGUGUGGCUGUGACGGCAGACCUGGGGCUGGUGGGGCCGGGGGGCGGCGACCCUCUGCUCUUGGCUGGCGUUGAGCUCCGCGAUGACGGGAUCGGAGUUGACUUGCGUCGUGACGACAGCGUCUUUUCGUGCUCCAUUACUGACGAAAUAGCCGAAGGCUCCUCCGUUGCGGUCUCUGCCAUCUACGUAAGCAGUGCAUCCCCGAGUGAAAGAUCCAACACUCCUUUCUCCGACUCCGUGAACUACGGCAUGAGCAGCAACAAGUCCCCCCAGUCUAGUGGACUGUACCCCAGAGACACCAGUCUGGUGGAAUGUUGUGGCAGCUUCGUACAGAACCCCGACACAGAGCUGCAGAUGGAUGUCAAGGGCUUUUACGUCAUCGCCCGCGACGUGGUGCCACUGGGGGCCACUGGUUUCGGCACUGCGACUGGGAUGUCCAUUGUCCUCGACAGGACGAUUAACAAGACUUCAAAUAUGGAAACAACUACCUCUCCCUCUACUACAACCCCAACCACUACGACUCCCACCACUACGACCCCCUCCACUACAACCUCCGCCACUACAACCCCCACCACUACAACCUCCACCGCAACAACCCCCACCACUAAAACCUCCACCACUACAACCCCCACCACUACGAUUCCCACCACCACGACCUCUACAACUAUAACCCCCACCUCUCCGACCUCCACCUCUUCAACCCCAACCUCUUCAACCCCAACUACCACAAUCCCCACUACUACAACAACAACCAUAACCACAACCAUUACAACGACCAUAACCACCCCCACCCAAACAACCACGACCACGACCACCUCCACUACCACCACCACCGAUGAGCUCACGUAACCGCCUCAUCCCCUCUCUGCGUCCCUGCGACAACGACACUCUACCAGGACCCAUACUUACAAAAAAAAGUUAAGAGAUCGUAAGUUCAUCAGCCAGUCAUUGACG
Messenger RNA from Hyalella azteca, 2079 nucleotides. Its product is annotated as mucin-4. The record is from RefSeq and is a predicted model, not a curated record. Lineage: Eukaryota; Metazoa; Arthropoda; Malacostraca; Amphipoda; Hyalellidae. The coding region runs from base 1 to 1974 and encodes 657 amino acids. The transcript has 11 exons.